Molecule: messenger RNA, 1247 nt
Organism: Tachysurus fulvidraco (yellow catfish)
Lineage: Eukaryota; Metazoa; Chordata; Actinopteri; Siluriformes; Bagridae
Gene: dusp19b
Product: dual specificity phosphatase 19b
Exons: 4
Coding region: 290-895 (201 amino acids)
Biological process (GO): regulation of MAP kinase activity; protein dephosphorylation
Cellular component (GO): cytoplasm
Molecular function (GO): JUN kinase phosphatase activity
Source: RefSeq, a predicted model, not a curated record
UCUCACUUCCUUUUUCACGAGUUUAGCAGCGGAGUUAUUUUGAACAAUCGAUCUGAAAAAAAAAAGGCUAGCGUAAAGCAACGGUUAUUGUUGCUACGGUAACAGCGACGUUUCUGAUUGGUUGAAAUCCAUCCAGUGCUAAAAGUAAUGUAACUAGUGUACUAAGUGUGCUAGGGCGUACAUCCGGGAAUCUGUGUAUAAAAAGCUUGUUUUUUCUAGAGCGAGAGAGCGAGAGAGAGAGAGAGAGAGAGAGAGAGAGAGAGAGAAGAACAGCUUUGUUUACUUCAGCAUGCAAUCCUUCUCUCACGAGCUGCAGAAUUUCUCAAGAGCGCGCCUCAAAAAACAGAGCACGCGCAUCACCAUGGCAACCGGGAAGAUCCUCGUGGAAACGCGAAGCGACGACAACGACGGUUAUAUAACAGAAGUCGCAGACGAGAGCGCCGCCUACGGGUUUGUCCAAGAUAUGAGUUUAGACCUUCAAGUGGGAGUCAUUACUCCCUUUCUCCUGCUCUCCUCACAAGAUGCUGCGAGUGACAUGGAGACUUUGAAAAAAUUCAAGGUAUCUCACGUGUUGAACGUUGCAUGUGGAGUAUCGAAUUCCUUCCCUGAGCAGUUUAUUUAUGAAACUGUUCCCAUCACGGAUCUACCAGAGACACAGCUCACCUCCUACCUCCCACAGUGCUUUGAGUUCAUUGACAAUGCCAGAAAACAGGAUGGAAUUGUGUUGCUCCACUGUAACGCGGGUGUGUCCCGCUCUGCCUCUGUUGCCAUCGCUUAUCUGAUGGCGAAAAAUAAGCUUCCCUUUCAGGACGCGUUUCACAGAGUCAAAUCAGCUCGACCUUCAAUACAGCCAAAUGCUGGCUUCCUCAUUCAGCUGAAGGAGUAUCAGCCAUGAUCACUUACUGUCAUUGCAGCUCUUCAUGUAGUUUGGACAUUUAAAAUUUAACACGUAUUUAAAACUCAAAUUUCUGUAAACUGCAUCAAGCUGAAACGACAUGGUAAAUGCCACUGCAGAACUGCUUACUGCAUUUUUUUCUCUUUUUUUGAUAAUUAGAAUUUUAAGAUAUAGAUUUUGCAUAGAAAUCAAUUUCAAAUUCAAAUUUAUUUGUAUAGCACUUUUAACAAUUCCCAUUGUCUCAAAGCAGCUUUACAGAAGUAUGGAAUUAAUCAACUUAAAAAGAAAGGAUUGAAGUUUUACUCAUUUUUGAAUCCACAUUAGUUGUAGUAGAUUUUUGUAUAUAUAUAUA